Molecule: messenger RNA, 1672 nt
Organism: Owenia fusiformis
Lineage: Eukaryota; Metazoa; Annelida; Polychaeta; Sabellida; Oweniidae
Source: the annotation of a GenBank genome assembly
UUGGUUGAUUUACCGGAAAUAGAAACGAUUAUCGCCCAAAAGUCUAAAGUAACUACUGAAAAUGUGGCGAUCAGUGUUUACUUUACAAAGUCCUAUUUGGGCGAGCCAGUUUACUUUGCAGUCACGUUGAACUUACCACGCUCAGUUCAAAUCAUACAACUCAGACAUAAAAAUGUGUACACAAAUUUUGCUAAAAGACGGAGGCAGUCAAGGUUCUCUAAAUUGUACUCACUAUGGUUAGGCUCCAUGAUAACGUUUGUCCUGCUUUUUAAUGGUCUUGAACCCAUACAAGAGUAUCUUACAUCAGAAGAAACAACGGGGAAGUCUUCCCCUUUCCCGAAAGUUGACGCAGCUGAAAAAGAGGCUGUCGGGAGUAAUGGUGAUACUACUGAAGAGCUAGAAGAAAGAGGACAGAAAAAGAAAAAGAAAAAAGUUGGAUUCAGAGACAGAAAGAUCAUAGAAUACGAAGACAGGAUCCGUGCCUAUUCAACUCCAGACAAGAUAUUUCGUUACUUUGCAACACUGAAAGUAAAAUCUGAACAUGGUGAAAGUGAGAUCUAUAUGACCCCUGAUGAUUUUGUGCGCUCAAUUACGCCAGGAGUGAAACAACCAGAGAAUCUUGGAUUGGAUCAAUUCAAAAAAUUUGAUCCUAAAACUCAGAAGAUUGUAUCUAAACUGGAACAUGACAGUAUAUUCUACAAACUGGGGGAGAGUGGCCUCAUUUCAUUCAGCGACUACAUCUUCCUGCUCACUUUGCUGUCAACGCCACAACGUAUGUUCGAGAUAGCAUUUCGUAUGUUUGACUUCAACGGGGAUGGUGAUGUAGAUGUGGAAGAAUUUGCUAAGGUUCAAACAAUCAUCAGGUCCCAGACAAGCAUAGGCCAGAGGCACAGAGACCAUUCAACCACUGGAAGCACCCUGAAAGGAAUGAACUCUGCUCUUUCUAUAUACUUCUUUGGCAAGAAAUUUGACAAGAAACUUACAAUUAAUGAGUUCUUGGAGUUUCAAAAACAGCUUCAGGAUGAAGUGCUAAAAAUCGAGUUUCAACGCUACGAGAAAGAUGAAGAAAAUAAAAUCAGCGAGAAAGAUUUUGCAGAAAUACUACUGCAGUAUGCUGGGUUUAAUGACGCUAAACAGGACAGAAUCAUGAAAAGAGUAAAGAAGGUGUUCAAAGAAGAUCCUCCCGGAAUAUCCUUCAGAGAGUUCCAGGAUUUCUUCAGUUUGUUGAGUAGCAUCAAUGAUGUUGAUACAGCAUUGACUUUCUAUCAUGUAGCUGGAGCAUCAAUUGAUCAAGCCACCUUAAAACAUGUAGCUUCUACAGUGGCCCAUGUAACGCUCAGUGACCAUAUUGUAAACGUUGUGUUCACCAUAUUUGAUGAGGAUAAUGACGGGCAGUUAAGCAAUAAGGAGUUUGUCUCCGUCAUGAAGCAACGUGUGAUGCGGGGACUGGAAAAGCCGAAAGAUACUGGAUUAGUAAAGUUGUUAUCAUCAAUGGUGAAGUGUGCCAGACAGAAUACACCCUCCCUAUAUGAGCACUAAAUUGUCAUUUAUGGACUCGAUCAGACAUAUUUUUCUUGACCAGACUGUUUUGUCCUCUGAAUCAGCCAGGCAUAUUGAUUAAGAGGCUCAACUGUCAACCAGACAUAUUUAUGCACCAGGGACUCAACCAGGA